Microplitis demolitor is the source of this 3293-nucleotide messenger RNA. RefSeq lists its product as uncharacterized. The coding region runs from base 321 to 1814 and encodes 497 amino acids. The record is from RefSeq and is a predicted model, not a curated record. The transcript is spliced from 3 exons. Lineage: Eukaryota; Metazoa; Arthropoda; Insecta; Hymenoptera; Braconidae.
UUGUGUGUAGACGCUGUCCUUGGUACAACCGUGCAUUUAUAUUAUUUUCUGAAAAAGAGUAUAGUCGCUAUAAUUCACCGGGUGAAUUAAUUAAUACUUGUGUUGAUAUUAUUAGUUUUGCUGAGUUAUUGGAGAUUUUUGAGUUCGACGCUAACUACCUACGCUGAGAAAAUUAUAACCAAUUCAAACUGGAGCUUAGAAAAGCUUUUGGCAGCUUGGCUACAGACCACUAAAUUAUCAUGGAAGUCAGUAAGAUGCGGAUAAAACCUGGGGAUAACGUCACAGAAUUUGUAUUCAAAAUCCAGUAGAAGUAUCAGUCGAUGCAGAUACCUCCACUAGUAUCAGAACAAGUCGCUUCUAGGUGCAUAGAGGAGGCUCAACACCCUGAACUGGUAGUGAAUGAAACUGCGAAGUUUCAAGACAAACCCAGAUUCAAUAUGAUACAAUCUCCGGCUGAUGAUGUAGCCUACGAAGAAGAUGAAUUGGAACCGUCCAGAUGUAAUAUGAUGGUUGCACCACCACCAGCAACCUACAAUAAUAAAUAUGGCGUGCAAAUGAGAAGUAACACAAAUUAUCACAGACCGCAAAAUUAUCAAAAUAAAAAUAAUAAUAGAUCACAACAUUAUAGACCUCGUUGGAAUCAGGAGCCAGAAAGGUUAUCCGGCUUCAACCAGAAUCCAGUAGUUGCUCCAAGAUACAAUAGACCAUGUUUCAACUGUGGAGUUUCAGGUCACGCUUUCGAAGUGGAACAUCGAAGACAAAGAUCCCGAGAGGGAGUCCGGGGUUGGACGGAAGCAACCCGGAGAGUCUAUCGUCGGACCACGUGGGCAGGCAGACCCUAUGGUCCUCCAGGUAGGAACCCACAUUGCAGGUGGGUAGCUAACCCACCAGGCAGGUUGUGGAUACCGGAGGAUCCAACACCGGGGGCACCACGCCAGUCUGCACUCCAGCGACUAGGUCCAGUGGUGUUGGGGGACCGACCAAGCUUUUCCAGCCGCCCCGUGGAAGCCAUGGUGAAUCAGUUUACAAGCGAGGCCUACUACUCUGUGGAGCCCAUCUGCGCUAACAAACCCACUCAUCAAGGUGCUGCAACUUCACGGCCAUCGGCAGCGGUGAGUGAGGUUAAACGACCUUCGACUGGGUCUCCCAAACCCACUCGCCAUGUAGCUACACAAACACCAGCAUCUUCGAGUGAGGCUAAAAGACGCAGGCUGAAGGACCAAAAACGAAAAUAUCAGCGGCAGGCUAAGUUGGCGAAGAUUUUUGAGCCGUCUGAGGAGAAAAUCGUGACGGAAGGAUUGAAGAAACUCUCAAUCCAAGCCGAGCCGGUCUGGCAGGUGGCCCGAUGGAGAAGAGAGAAGGUGGAUAUUCCUGGGUUAUUAUUAUCGUUCCGUCAACCCAAAGCCGAGGGUGGUAGUCCAAGUACCUUUUCUACAGCAGCCAACCCAAUAGCUCCACGACCCCAGGAAAAUCCAGCCCCUACUACAAUCGACCCACUGUCUGUCACGAGUCCAUCUGUCAGACCAAUUGUUACACCAUGGCAAGAUGAAGCAAGAGCUUUGCCCCCGUCAACAUCAUCAACAACAUCAACAUCUCCAUCAUCUAAGCCAGCAGCAACAACAGCUAAAGUGGCUCGAUUGCCAACAAGCGGCAGCAAAUCAACACCAACUGUUCCAUCAACCGCGUUGGCAACAACAUCAGCCAAAACAACUCAACCAGCAGCAGCACAGGGCCUAGCCGGACAACGAGUCCAAACCAGACCCGUUGUCCAGGCUGGUGGUUUUGCAACUCAGGUGACUAGACCUCUGAAAUAGAAGAAGAAGAGUAAGAAGAAGAAGGGACCCAAUGGACCUCAUAUGACCCAGAUGGAUUGGAUAGUGCCGGAAGACCUAAACCGCCUUUACUAUGGAAGGGGAUUUAAUUUCGAGGACUGCGGUUGUAAAAAGGAGAUACCGGCCUUUGACGACAGGGAAAAGGUCUUGGAGUUACAGAUAAACUCCGACGAUGACCUAGUCAUAAAUAACCCUGAUGAGAAUGUGGACUUGUAAAGUAGAGGUGUCAUCAUAGAAAUGAAAUAAACUAUAAUCCCUAUUUUGCUAAAUUCGUGUAAAGAUUAUUCGUUCCAACUUGCUGUUCCUAUAUCCUCGGACGACGAGCAUCUGCAAUUUUCACGUCAUUAAGAAUAAGUUACAUUUCAGCCGCGUGUCUGAUUAAAACGAGUUUACCUUCAUCCUGAGAUCUAUUUCCCGUCUUUUCGAACCAACAAUAAAAUAUUUUUAAUUUAUAUUUACAUUUAAUAAUUUAAAAUUAAUUGAUUAAAAUUAUCCGGGAAAUUUCAUUAACUGUGAUUCGUGGCUACUGGACACGACGUAGCCAGGACCCACCGUUAUGAAUUUAAUAACAAUAAUACUGCGUCGCCGAAUAGAAAUUUAAGCCCUGGGUUCCAAUUAUUGUCACAGCUAGAAGAACGAAACAACCAAUGUGUUGCGUAAUCGCACUAUAUUUAAAUUAAAAUAUAGUUGCACUUCCAGCAAAUAAACGCAGCACCUAUUGGGGCCUAGUCUAGAAAUUCAAACUUGGACAUGCGCAUCUUCUCUUUCCUGCCUCGUGUCAAGAAGACGGCCACCAUUAUCUUUCGCUACAUACAUUCAAGAAAUAACACGUGUUAUAUUCAAUCUUUUCAUUUCGUGCUCAUCUCGAGUAAGUAAUUAAAAAUAAGAAGUUAUUUAAUUUAAUUAAGCAUCGAGCUCCAGAAUUAUAUAAUUAUUUAAUUAUUAUUUUAUAUUAUUAAUUAUUUAUAUAUAAUCCAGCUAGUAGAACUCGAGAAAAUCAUUCGUUAAAAACUCACGGAAUUCAAGUGAUCAACGACCACGUUUCUGAAGAGGUUACUUCGACGGAAACCACUACAAGUGCAUUAUUCUGAAGUAAUAAUCAAUUCAGUGCAAUUAAUUAUAAACUCAUUCAAACUAACUAAAUUAAGUGAUCAUAAUUAUUAUAAACACAAUAACCUAAUUUAUUUAUGCAUUAGUGCUAUUAAAAAUAGUAAUUCAAGUGUUCAAUAAUAAACUUCGCUCGUUAAGCUCUGAUUUUAUAUUACUUUUUAUCAUGACGUUUUUACAAUCAAAUCAGUGUUCAACUAAAUUCAAAUUAAUUACUUUAAUUAUUAAAAUCAAUUACUCGAGCUCAAUUUUAUAAUUUGCAUUCAAUGAAUUUCUUCAUUUCAUAUUUAUGAGGUCAGACAAUUAAGAGUAUUAAUAAAUCGAAUCAGGGAUUUAAUUAUGUAACCCAGUGAU